UUUCGAACACCUAUAGACAGGAAUCCAUGACUCGAUCCACCAGCCCCCUCAAAUACUAACUAACAACGCCCCUAUAUCAGGGUGUAACAGUUAUAGGAAAAAUUCCUCACUCUCUCUCUCUCAAUACUAUUGAAUGUAUAUAAGAAGAUGACAAAGGGUUAACAAACAAACACAAGCAUUCUAGUAAGGUUGGCUUGUGACAGCAGAUGGGUGAGGACAACAAACGAUGUCACUCCUCCAUUCCUCUUGUUUCAAGGUUGGAUCGCUUGGAUUCUAUUGUGAAAUUUAUUGAAGGAAAAGAGAAAUUAAGGAGGUGGAGCAACCAGAGUUUGGUAAGGAGAGUGGAGAGACAAUGCAAACCGUUGGAUGUGGCAGUGAGGGAGGCCAACUCCAAAGGCUCACUCUUGGAUCGCGUGGCAUCUCUUGAAGAUCGACUAAUUCAGCUGUGCUUGGAGAUCGAAUCUAGCAAUGUACCACAUUCAACAAUACAGAAAUCUUGGGGUUUAGCCUCUGGCUAUGGAUCCAAAAGGGAACUAUCUUAUUCAUUUCCUACUUUCAACAAUCCAAAGCCUAUAUACAAUCAACAACAACAUUGUGCCCAAACCAAUAGGUUUGAGUUCCAGGGAAAGCCUCAAAGAGUGCAGCAGAGGCUAAAACAACCAAGUAGUGUGAAGCAGCAGGAACAACAACAUGGGAACAAAGAUGACAAAUUUUGCAAAAAUGGGAAGAAAGGUGUCCCUCCCAAUUGGUCACACUUCAAGAUUUUGGGUUGCUAGUCCUCUCUCCAUUCCUUUUGACUAAUUUUUUUCCAUAUCAUUGUUGGGUAUUACAAUUUUGUUUUCUUAUAUUCCGUUUGAUUGUUAAUACACUAAUUGAAACAAUUUUUAAGUGUAUUUUUUUUUUUUUAAAGAUAGGACACUUGUUAAAUUGUAAUUAAUAAUUUAUAUAUGAAAAAAAUAGA
Molecule: messenger RNA, 961 nt
Organism: Camellia sinensis
Lineage: Eukaryota; Viridiplantae; Streptophyta; Magnoliopsida; Ericales; Theaceae
Gene: MSP2
Product: microspore-specific promoter 2
Source: RefSeq, a predicted model, not a curated record